AUGAGUGCCAGCAUUUUAGAUUCCUGCAGUUUCACGCAUCAGUUCAAACUCAACUAUUUGGAGACGGAGAACGUCGCCAUCGGGCACCCAGUCAGCUCCGAGGACAUCUCCGCUGGUGGGCACCUCUGGAGGAUCAGCUGCUACCCGCGUGGGUGCAGGGAACAGGAAAAGGUUGAGCAGGAGGACGAACUCCUCGAGUUGCCGCCCUCAGACAUUGGCAGCCAUCUCGGUCUCCUGCUGGAUUGCAUGAACGGCUCUGAUGUCUCGUUCAUCGUCGACGGUGAGAAGUUCCCUGCUCACCGGGCUGUUCUUGCCGCCCGCUCGCUGGUCUUCAAGGCGCAGCUCCUGGGCUCCAUGGCGGAUGCCAAGAUGCCAUCCAUCACCUUGCAUGACAUCGCGCCGGCGACCUUCAAAGUCAUGCUCCGCUUCAUGUACACCGAUGCUUGUCCUGCGGAUUCUGAGCUUGGGAACUCUCCGGAUGAGAUGUUUCGGUGCUUGCUAGCUGCAGCGGACCGGUUCCCGUUGGAUCGCUUCAAGAUUUUGUGUGCUGUAAAGCUGUGGGAUAAUAUAUCAGCGGACACAGUGGUUGCCACUUUGAUCUGUGCUGAAACAUACAACUGCCCACAGCUGAAAAAGAAGUGCAUUGACUUCAUUGCGGAGGAAAAGAACUUCAAGAAGGUUGUGUUGACAGAUGGUUUUGUUCAGCUGGCGCAACAAUUCCCAUCCAUUCUUGAUGAGCUGAGGGAGAAGGUUGGAGCAUAG
Molecule: messenger RNA, 762 nt
Organism: Miscanthus lutarioriparius
Lineage: Eukaryota; Viridiplantae; Streptophyta; Magnoliopsida; Poales; Poaceae
Source: the annotation of a GenBank genome assembly